AUCAAGGACACUCUUCCGCUCUCUUUCUGGGAUUUGGCACUUGACAGGAGGUCGUUAACUUUGUUUACUCUCAGACAAUGGAAGUGCCCUUUCUCCAAACUCCAGUGAGCAAGUGCGACACAGGGACAGGGGCGCAAUUUACUGUCCGCUCGGCCAGCUCUCCCUCGUACAGUAUCACCCGCAGACCAGGUGUCAGGAGAUCCAGAGGUUUUAUAGAGGAGGUGAGGGAGGGUACUGAAGGAGACGAAGAAAGAGAGAGACGUGGGACAGAUCCUUACACAAAUGGUACGAAUAAGGAAAGGGAUGGAGUCUCUAAAUAUCAAGACAGCACUGGUGGUCGUAGCAGUGUUAAAGGUCAGUGUGAGGAGAAGGAACCAUUAGGCCAUGAAACGUCCACCAAGCUGAACCAGAAUGGCACAGGAGACAAAACGACCACAGAGUCCGGCACCGACAGAAGUGAAAACCCUGCGUUUGAGAGUCGAGGCAGGACAGAGGGGAGGAGAUACAACCUGUCCAGCAGAAGUAAAAGUUUGGAUUGGGGAGACGAGGCGAAGAUUCCUGUCCAGGGAACCAGAGCUGACAUGUUGUCAACCAGCAGAGGAGGGGACUUCACUAAGCAACUUGGAGGCUUCGAUGAAAGACGGGCUGAAGCUGUGAGGAAUAGGUCGAUGACUUCAACACACACCUACAGCUCUGCAGGUCAAACCAAUGAUGUUCAGGACAGGAGCCCGGUGAGUCACCUGAGCCAGACGUUGGUCAGGGUCAGCAGGGGUAAUUCUCUCCCCUCCAGGAUGAGGUCCCAGUCUGGACCAAGCUCCAGGUUCACAGAGAAGGCUUCAUCACUCGGGCCCAAAGGAGGUCAGAGUAUAAUGGAGAGGAUAGAGAAACUCUACGGAACUGCUGGUGGCAGUAAAGCUGAGGAUAACAGCAAAAUUAGGGACUUCUCCACCUUUGCUACAACUGCAGACUCCUUAAUUUCAUCACACAGGUCAUACGAAAGGGGAGCUGGGGGGACCUUCCCCAGGGGAGGGAUUGAUUUGGCUGAGAGUGAAAGAAAGGGGACGGAUAGCGGAGACAACCUUUCUGAAGAUUUUGGCAAAUAUUCCAAACUCAAGAGUUCACUUGAAAUCACUCUAAAUGGAGGACGCCGUCAAGCGUUUUACAUCGAUGAGACGGAUUUCGCCAAAGUCUCAAGUCCUGAAGAAGCAAGCGGGAAAGACAUGACAGCCAACAAUACACCAACCCUGCUACUGUCUAACUCCAGUGACAUAUCAACUAAUGUGGCAUCUUCACCGGUUAGUGAUGACCAGACGCCGACAAACACCCCCAUCCACUCACCUGUUUAUUCACCUACUGCAGAACCAGAAAAGACCUCCCCCAUUGCAGAUAGACAUGACAGCACUUCCGCCCCCAAAUCUCUUUAUCCAGACUCCUCCCUUCGGCCUCGUCCCCUCGCCACCUCCUCCCACAGCAACCUCCAUGAUCUCGUAUCUUCAGAGGUCACCACCGCCCAGCAGAGAGGGAGGAAACCAGUGCUGGAACUUGACUCUUGGGUAGCAGGCCUGAACUCAGCCAUCAAGGUGUGGAGUGACGAUGAAGAUGAUGAGGAUGACGACGAAAGCACGCAGAGGGAUGAAGAUUCCAACUAUGAUUCAGAUUCGGGAGAGUCUUCUGUGACCGUCACCAGCAACAUGAGCCAGUCAGAUAACAGGAGCUUCUGCGUCAGUCUUUCAGAUCUGUGUAGCUUUGCUGGGGUUGACUACGAGUCAGACAACGACAGCGAUGAGUGGCCGUCGAGAGGUCGGAGGUCGGCGUCACUGAGCUCAGAUGUGUCGGCUCUGUCCUGCGUGUCAGUGAUGCCCAGUGAGGAGCUGGACCGGCUGCUGGAGGAUGUCCGGAGCCUGGGGGACAACACCCUGCAGGACUAUGAUGAUGUGCAGGUGGCUGUUCUCCAUAAGGAGAUGGGAGUUGGACUGGGCUUCAGUGUGGCAGGAGGCGUGGACCAGAGCAAGCCUGUCACUGUCCAUAGGGUCUUUCACUCAGGCGUGGCAUCUAAGGAAGGCUCCAUCAUGGAAGGGGACCAGGUCUUGUCAAUCAACGGCACAGCGUUGAGCGGCUACACCCACUGGGAGGUUCUGAGGGUGCUGAGAAGGGCAAAGGCUCGUGAGACCGGAGUGGUGGUCCUGAGGAGGGGAGGCAUUAAUGACGUCUUCAAGAGUGGAGUGCAGACAAGUACUCCGGGACCAACACAGACCCAGAUCACCUUUGAUGGUCAGCACAUGUGUGUUUCUCUGGAGAAGAACAGCAGGGACCUGGGCUUCAGUCUGGAGGGAGGUGUAGGCUCCAGUCUGGGGAACAGACCUCUCACUGUACAGAAGAUCUUCCAGGGCGGUCCAGUCGACAAGGUGUGUCCCGGCGAUGAAGUCCUGGAGAUUGAGGGUGUGAGCGUGGUGGGGAUGAGGCGUCUGGAGGCUUGGACCUUGAUCAGAAAACUCCCCUCUGGUCCCGUGGACUUGGUACUGUCCCGCCCUCUGAAACAUCUGGAAACGUGAGGGUUAUGGAAGCACAGUAAAGUUCAGGGAAUGAUGAGGGAUAGUGUCUUGGAUGAAACACGACGUGAAUUACCUGGGAUAUUUGGGCCUUUGAAACAAUACAACAGUUUGUUUACACAGAGAGUUUAAGCCCAAAAUGAAGCAUAAUUUUAAAGACGAGGGCAAAAGUAUUUAUUUUUCUCUCUUUUACUGGAUCACAUCUACCUCAAGGCCUGUGCUAUUCAUGUAUAAUAAUUAAAAUGUACUAAUGGCUCAUGCGUUUAUCAAAAGGAACCAAUUUUUAUGCCAAAUACUGUACUGUAAAUUUAAAUACACGUUGUAAC
This is a messenger RNA of Limanda limanda (common dab), 2875 nucleotides long. RefSeq lists its product as uncharacterized. The transcript has 7 exons. Gene Ontology annotation, biological process: leukocyte chemotaxis; induction of positive chemotaxis. Bases 78 to 2552 code for a protein of 824 amino acids. Gene Ontology annotation, molecular function: CD4 receptor binding; cytokine activity. Lineage: Eukaryota; Metazoa; Chordata; Actinopteri; Pleuronectiformes; Pleuronectidae. The record is from RefSeq and is a predicted model, not a curated record.